Messenger RNA from Colletotrichum fioriniae, 2133 nucleotides. The record is from RefSeq and is a predicted model, not a curated record. Lineage: Eukaryota; Fungi; Ascomycota; Sordariomycetes; Glomerellales; Glomerellaceae.
AUGAGCUUGAUAUGGGACGUCCGAACUGUUCUUGCCUCUGAGGCACUUUCGUCAGUCAACCAAUCCGAUCCCGAAUCAGCGACGACAACCAGAACAACACCCGAGCUCGAGCCGAUCGAUGUGUGGAACUACCUGGUCAGUCUAAGUGAAGAUGACACAAUCAAAAACUCAGAAUCGCCGGACGACCACGUCAAACUCACACACUUCAAAGAUGCCGACUUUGAUCACAGUUGGGAUGCGGCCCCGGUUCAUCUCGGCGACGGCGCCUCUUAUUCUGUUGAUAAAGUCACUCUAAGCAUCAGAAGAGAUGACGGAAAUCCUAUCAUUGUUGCGGUUAAAAAGAUCAACUUGUUCGGCAACUUCGAGUCCCGAAGUGAUUGGAGUGCCGCUACGAGACAUCGCUCUGUCGCGACGGUUUUGAAGGAGCUCCGCAUUCUCUCGAUUCCAUCCAUCGAGGAGCAUUUAAAUAUUGUCUCUUUAUUGGGAUUUAGAUCUGAGCAUACGUCGACAUCCGCUCAGAACAGCACCAACGUCUCCUUGGUCAUGGAAUAUGGCUCACACGGAACUCUCAGGGACUUUUGCAAAAGCCACUCAGACGAUGAAACCUUCGAUCUAGUAGCUAAGGCUCGAUUCAUGCAUGACAUUGCCAGCGGGCUGGCUAAGCUGCACAGUUGCGGCAUUGCCCAUGGAGAUAUCAAGUUGGAGAACACCCUUGUCUUUGACGGGAACAAAGGGCACUUGAUAGCAAAGCUUUCUGACUUUGGGCAUUCGAUUCUCGAUCUCUACGAUUCUGAAGAACCGCAGGGAGUUUAUCUUGGGACACCGCUUAUGAAUGCUCCUGAGGACUUCUUCAAGUGCGACAUCUUCUCGUUCGGCUUGUUGAUAUGGGAGCUUCUGCUAGAUGGAAAACAUUACUUCACUACACUGCAAGGCGCUGAGGAUGCAGAUGAAAGCACCGACGUGAUGGCAUAUCUAUGCGACCUCCCAAAAGACGAACUUCUUCUCCAGAGUCUGAAAUACUUGCAAGGGUUGCCCGAGAAGAAUGAGGCUCCUCUGAUUCGAUUGGUCAUCCGCACUUUGCAGGCUUCGCUGAGGGAUGAUCCCGAGAGAAGACGCGGUAUCGAGGUCAUUCUGGCCGGGUUUAGACAGCACAAAGACUUGACUAGGGAUGAUUGGAUCUUUAGGAGGGAAGGCACGAGCUCGUCCACACUCAGUUCACCACCAGAUCAGGCCCCUGGUUCGAGUUCAGGAAAGGCUUUGACGACCAGAUCGGCUAUUCCCCGAAUGCCACGUAUCAUUCAAAUCGACUUUGUGGACCAAAUCUUCCGCAUCUCAAGGGAUGCUUCAUCGCUGACCGAAAAGCGGACUGCUCUCUUCGAACUAGCUAUGUGCUAUGUUCACGGGGUUGGUAUGGAGAGACCGGACUUGAGAAAGGCACUUGAUCUGCUUACGGAGUCUGCGCAGCUUGAGAGUGCAAAAGCUCUUGGGCUUAUCUUUCGCCUUUACGACGUCCUCGGAGUCGAUCCCCCACCUCACUUGUGGCAAAUACCCCAUCAGCUCGUUAGAGUCGAAAAGGAGUUAUUAGGCAUCAAAGGCGAUGACAACUUUGUCAGGCGUCUUCGUUUACACGAGAGAUGCAAGCAGCGGGAUACCUUGAAUCGUUCUUUCGACAUCCUACACGAGGGCAACCCUAUAAUCGAAGGCAUAUCCUUGGAUCGUGUUGAAGAGAGUCUGAAACGUUUGAGUUUGAGCGACAUCAGACUCGAAGAUUUGGAGUGUAUCUCCCAGAUAGAGGAGCAUGACAGCGUACCAACACGAGAGAGCCUCCUCAGUGUUGCUGUGCGCCAGGGUAUCAAGCCUCUGGUCGACUUUCUGUUACCUUCAGAGGCCUCUGGAUCAAUCAAAUCUAGGAUGAUUAGGACGGACAGUCUACUUACGAUUGCCUGUCAGGGAGGUCAUCUCAACGUUCUCGAGCUCCUCCUUUCGAAGAAUGUGCCAACGCGCCUCACCGAGGGCCAUCCCGAAACACCCUUCCACUGGCUGAGCAUGUUUGAGCCUGGACAGGUCGAGUCUGCCCUGAACUUGCUUUUGAGCAACAACAAUCUCAAAGAAAAUCUCAGACCCUGGAAUUGA